GCAGUGAGUAAAUCAGUCUCUCCAGUGUCGUUCUACUUUACUACCAGUGCAUCUACUGUUCUUAACUACCAAGGAAGAACAGUUAUUUUAUAUAAAUUUUGCCAUACAUAACUUCUGAUUUCAAUAUAAAUUCGGUUUAAUUAAAAGAAACAGCCCAUACAAUAUAAUUUAUAUAUAUAUCAACCAUAAAUAUAAAUAUUAAGAAAGUGAUCGAUAUAAAGGAGUGCCUGCAUGUUUUUCUAGAAUAGAAACAGCAAAGGUGGGUCGAGUUGGGGGUUGGUAAAUUGUGACGAGACUUAUCAGCGAGAAAUAGAGGACAAGUGAAAAGGUGAAAAAAAAAGGGCAGAAGGCCAUAUAACCAGGAGAGGAAGUUAAAGUUAAGAUGGAGGUUCACGUUCCUAACUUAAGUCAAUACUAAUCACGGGUUUAAAAAUAUUUUUUUGAUCCAGAGAUUAUAGUGCAGAAAGUUUUUAGUAAGAUUUCUCUGGCACUUAUUUAUUUAUUUUGAGAACUCUCUUAAGAGCAAAUAUUUAAAUAACAGACAGAUAAAUUCAUCUGGUUUACUUAAAUCGUGUCCAACAGUGGUAAAUUUUAUGACUGUUGCUUUGUAAAAAUAAACACUGAACGACUGACAAUCUUUUCAGUCAGAAAUUCUCUUCAGUCUAUACUGCUUUGUUAAAAACAUAAUAUAAAUUUUAAUACUGUGUACAAAAGUGUCAGUGUAUGUACAGCUUGUAAACUAUAGUGACAGUACGUAAAAUGGGUUGCUUUGGAAGUAAAGAUAAACUCAGCAAAGAAGACAUGGAUUUUCUCAAGUCACAUACGCGUUAUGAUGAAGCGACUAUCAAGGAAUGGUAUAAAGGAUUCAAACAAGACUGUCCUAACGGUAGGCUGACGCCUGCCAAAUUUGUUGAUAUGUACAAAAUGUUUUUCCCUUCUGGUAACGCCGAAGAAUUUUGCGAUCAUGUUUUUCGAACUUUCGACAUGGAUAAAAAUGGUUACAUCGAUUUUAAGGAGUUUUUAUUGGCAAUUGAUGUAACAUCCAGUGGUACGCCUGAAGAAAAGUUAAAAUGGGCAUUUCGCAUGUAUGAUGUCGAUGGAAACGGCGUUAUCGAUAUUCAAGAAAUGACUAAAAUUGUUCAGGCAAUUUACGACAUGUUGGGUGCAUGCUCAAGUAAUCGGCCAGCAGAUAGUGCAGAAGAAAGAGCCAAGAACAUCUUCGCAAAAAUGGAUGAGAACAACGAUGGUCAAUUAACGCAGGAUGAGUUCCUCAAAGGAUGUCUCCAGGAUGAGGAACUUUCUAAGAUGUUGGCUCCAUAAUUUUAAUGCAUCUCAGUCAGCUAAUAUUUAAAAUUUCACAUCAGAAUUUCAUGAUCUAUUCAGUGAUAAUGCUAACCGCUCCAAAGAACAAGACAUAAUUAUCGAUGUUGCAUGCACGUUUCUUUAGCAUAUUGUUCUUGUGUAGUGGAGCUAUUCAAUUUCAUUGAUGCGUAAAAAUUCACGGACAUGUGUUGACCCGGAUAUUCGUAUUAACGAUAUGUGAUAAUACAUCAUUUAUAUAUGAUGUAUUGGAUUAGAGAUAAUAAGCUCUAAACCAUUGAAAAUUGUAUCAAUUUUUAUUUCAAACGACACUUAACUCAUUCGAUACUUAAUUUAACUUGAUUAAACUUUUGAAACUUCUAUUGCACUGACAGUAUUACUAUCAACUUACUACUUUUUCUAAUACAUAUGAA
This is a messenger RNA of Microplitis demolitor, 1733 nucleotides long. Its product is annotated as neuronal calcium sensor 2. Gene Ontology annotation, molecular function: calcium ion binding. The transcript has 5 exons. The coding region runs from base 760 to 1320 and encodes 186 amino acids. NCBI's taxonomy places the organism in Eukaryota, Metazoa, Arthropoda, Insecta, Hymenoptera, Braconidae. The record is from RefSeq and is a predicted model, not a curated record.